Molecule: messenger RNA, 2055 nt
Organism: Lachnellula hyalina
Lineage: Eukaryota; Fungi; Ascomycota; Leotiomycetes; Helotiales; Lachnaceae
Product: Aorsin
Exons: 4
Coding region: 1-2055 (684 amino acids)
Biological process (GO): proteolysis
Molecular function (GO): serine-type endopeptidase activity; tripeptidyl-peptidase activity
Source: RefSeq, a predicted model, not a curated record
AUGGCGAAUAUGAGAUUUUGUUUGCUUGCAGUUGUAGUACUUCUGGGCUGCGUUGAGGCAUUGGCCGUACCAGCUCAUGUCGAGGUACACGAGAAGAGACAGAGCCUUUCCCCGAGAUGGACGAAGAGAGACCGUGUCGAGUCGCACAAGGUGCUUCAGAUGCGUGUUGGUCUUACACAGUCAAACCUCGGCAAUGGAUACGAACAUCUAAUGGAUGUAUCCAACCCCACAUCCCCAAACUUUGGAAAACACUGGAGCCCCGAGCGUGUGAUUGACGCCUUCCGUCCCUCCAAACAGACAGAAGACGAAGUCAAAGAAUGGCUUGUCAAGUCCGGCAUCCCAGCCAAAAGAAUUACGCACUCAGACAAUAAAGGAUGGUUCGCCUUCUUUGCCACCACUGAAGAAGCUGAAAACUUGCUCCAUACCACAUAUCAUGAGUACGAAGACUCAGUCACUGGAGGUGUUAUGCCUGCUUGCGAGGAAUACCAUAUUCCCAAAGAUAUCCGCAAGCAUAUUGACUACGUAACUCCGGGCAUCAAACUCCUUGCUCCCGUGGAAUCACAUGCUUCCAAGAAACGAGACGCAGCGCUAGCAUCUGAAGGCCUGGCAAAAAGGAAUCUUCACGGAGUAUUGAAAGUAGAGAAUCCACCUUACACAGAUCCCAAUGAUCUCGACACCUGCGAUGUAGCCAUUACACCCGCCUGCGUCGCAGCACUCUACAAUAUCCCAUUGUCCAUUUCCUCGCACCCAAACAACUCGCUUGGGAUCUUCGAGUCGGAGCUGCAGUUCUACACACAGCAAGAUCUCGAUCUGUUUUUUGAUAAUUACACACAGUAUAUACCACAGGGAACGCACCCCGUGCCCGCGAAUAUCGAUGGUGGGCAGCAGAGUACCGAGGAUCCGUUUGAGGCGGGCGGUGAGGCAAAUCUAGAUAUACAGCUGGCGUACCCCAUUGUGUAUCCGCAGACGAUUACGCUGUACCAGGUGGAUGAUUUUAUUGUGCAGGCGAAUCAGAAUGAUACCUAUACAUUUGGGUUUAAUACUUUUCUUGAUGCUCUGGAUGGGUCAUACUGCUCUUUCUCAGCCUAUAAUGAGACUGGCAAUGACCCAACACUCGACCAGGCAUAUCCGGAUCCCGAAAUUGGCGGCUGGGCAGGUAGUCUUAUGUGCGGAACUUACAAACCCACGAACGUCAUAUCUCUCUCUUACGGAGGUCAGGAAUCGGAUUUGCCUAUCACAUAUCAGAAGCGUCAGUGUCUUGAGUAUAUGAAGCUGGGCCUGCAAGGUGUCUCAUUCUUGUUUGCAAGUGGGGAUGCUGGUGUAGGCAAUUAUCCAGACAAUAUCGACGGCCCCACCGGCUGCCUUGGCCCCAAUCUAGACAUAUUCAACCCUACCUGGCCAGGCACUUGUCCUUACGUUACCUCUGUUGGCGCCACAAAAGUCUACCCCGGAUCCAAAGUGACCGACCCCCACCCCGAAUCUGCAGUCUAUGAUCCAGCCGGACAUCCUUACUCUGUCAACUACUCAUCCGGCGGCGGAUUCUCGAACAUAUACCCCAUUCCCGAAUACCAAGCAAGCUUCGUAAAAGAUUUCUUUGACAAGCAUAAUCCUCCAUACACGUCUUAUAGCGCGUUGAGCCCCGAUUUGAAUGUUACCGGAGCACUACCUGACAUCGGCGCGUUGGCGGGGACGAGUGGUGGAAUCUAUAACCGCAUUGGCCGUGGAAUACCAGAUGUUUCUGCAAACGGCGACAACAUCGCCAUGUACAACGGCGGAAACUUUACCCUCAGCGGCGGAACCUCAGCCUCGACACCCAUCUUUUCCGCCGUAGUCACUCGCAUCAACGAAGAGCGUCUUAAUGUCGGCAAAGGCCCGAUCGGCUUCCUGAAUCCCAGUUUGUAUGCUAAUCCGGGCAUGUUGAAUGAUAUUAUUAAUGGGACGAACCCGGGAUGUGGGACCGUGGGCUUUAGUGCUGUGGAGGGAUGGGAUCCAGUUACUGGCUUAGGAACGCCGAAUUUCCCGAAGAUGAAGGAGUAUUACUUAAGCUUGCCAUAA